Cyprinodon tularosa is the source of this 2737-nucleotide messenger RNA. It is a transcript of the gene dcun1d2b, whose product is annotated as DCN1, defective in cullin neddylation 1, domain containing 2b. NCBI's taxonomy places the organism in Eukaryota, Metazoa, Chordata, Actinopteri, Cyprinodontiformes, Cyprinodontidae. Gene Ontology annotation, biological process: protein neddylation; positive regulation of ubiquitin-protein transferase activity. Gene Ontology annotation, molecular function: cullin family protein binding; ubiquitin-like protein binding; ubiquitin conjugating enzyme binding. The record is from RefSeq and is a predicted model, not a curated record. Gene Ontology annotation, cellular component: ubiquitin ligase complex. The transcript has 7 exons. The coding region runs from base 343 to 957 and encodes 204 amino acids.
UAGUGAGUCCUGGAUGUCUGCAGAGAAACAAUCGUGUAGUUGUGCCCUCCCCUGCUCUGCCACAUAGCUGAGUAUCAGAGGCGCUCCCUGCUCUUACUUCAUGUUUACUCCGACCUCCUCCAGCCCUGUCCAGCCAUUGGUGUCGGAGCCCCUCAAUUCAGCUCAGAGUAGAGAUCAGAGAACAAGCUGAAGGCAUCCCAGAGGGAUACGGUUCGUCGGUUUAUCUCCUUCACGCAGGCAGGGGACAGGACAGCUGUGCAGUGCCUGACACAGAAUGAUUGGAAACUAGAAGUCGCCAUAAACAACUAUUUCCAGGAUUCAGGUUUAUACUACAGAGAAUUCAUGAAAACCUCAGUGGACCGCAAGAAGCUUGAACAGCUCUACAACAGAUACAAAGACCCCCAUGAUGAGAAUAAGAUAGGCAUCGAUGGGAUCCAGCAGUUCUGUGACGACCUAAACCUGGAUCCAGCCAGCAUCAGCAUCCUGGUGGUGGCAUGGAAGUUCAGAGCGGCCACGCAGUGCGAGUUCAGCAGGAAGGAGUUCUUUGAUGGGAUGGUGGAGCUCGGAUGUGAUGGUCCAGAAAAGCUUAGAGCUAUUCUCCCCAGGCUCGAACAGGAGUUAAAAGACACGGGCAAAUUUAAAGACUUUUACCAGUUUACCUUCAGCUUUGCUAAGAACCCAGGCCAGAAAGGUUUAGAUCUAGAGAUGGCUGUGGCCUACUGGAAUCUAGUUCUUACAGGUCGUUUCAAGUUCUUGGAUCUGUGGAUCCGCUUCCUGCUGGAGCAUCACAAACGCUCAAUUCCCAAAGACACCUGGAACCUCCUGUUGGACUUUGGCAACAUGAUCGCAGACGACAUGUCAAACUACGAUGAAGAAGGUGCCUGGCCUGUACUCAUUGAUGACUUUGUGGAGUUUGCUCGGCCGAUUGUAGCAGGAAAUAAACGCAACAUGACGUAAUAUCUAUUGCAGCUCUACUUUAAGGGGGGAUGCUGUUCUCUGCCCUCCUGUUUUUUUUUUCUAUUUAAUGAGAUUUUGGUACAAAGUAGCAUACAGAAAGUGUCUAAGCUUGUGGGUCUUCAGAUUUCCAAUAAUUAUUCUGCUGCAUAAGAUCCAUUUGAGGGUAAAAUGCAGAGAAAGAACAGGGAAAAGAGGGAACCGUUUUGUUUUUACUGUCGGCUGCUAUGGGAAGAUGCUGGAAGUUGAAUCUAAAAAGGUAAUGAGUAAAGCAAUACUCGUCCCUUAGAAUAGCAGCGGUGGUAGGUUUGGACGGCUUCUGUGGCCUCAUUUAAACACAGGCUCAGCAAAGCAGGCAGCCUGGCUAAAAAUUGGCUUUUAACUUCCCGUAUUUGUGAAUGAAACCGUGUCAAAGUUUGCCUGUUCUGUCAGGAUGGCGUUUUUUAAUGUCUUUGAGGUCAUCACAGUAUUAGCAGACAAGAGUGUGUGUGCUUGGGGGGUUUUACUGUAUGUUGUACAAGUGUGUUGGAUGAAGGUAAAAUGUUUCCUUCUGCACAAAAUGGAACAUCCUGGUUUUUGACUUAAGAUGUCAGAAUGUUUCAUCUUCAAUGAGAUACUAGAUAGCUGAUUUAUAUCUGAGGACUGGGCAAAGCAUCCAGUUUUCUAUCUCAGCACCAGCAUACAGAUGUUGUUAUAGUGAUAAGAGACCAGUUCUCAAUGAGAUCAUUCAUAUAUAUUGGAAUCCAAUUAUUCCCUUACACAGCAUUUUUAAAAUAAAAAUAAAAAGCUUUACAUUGUUUAGUUCAGGCUGACUUUGCGGUGCCUUAGAGCUUGAAUUUCAACCUCUAUGUGGACUGGUUUCUGUUACCCAGGUGAAGCCUUGUCACCUCUACAAACUGCACUGAUUUACACUUUUAUUUUGUAGGGAUUACAAGCAUAGAGCUAUUUCGUUUACAUGACAGUGAACUUCGCCUUUUUUUAAGUCAGCCAUGUAGAGCCAAGAGUACUUUAAAUGUUUGUUUACACUGUUUGAGGAAGUGUGCACUGCCUCUUAAUCAAAAGGUCUACAAGCUGUUGUGCUGUCAUCUAGCUGUGGCUGAGGGUUAUAGCAUUAUAAUUGUACUGUAGGCUAAUGCUAAGUCAAAGACUUUAUCUUUUAGCAGGUAAAACAACAAUGUGUUAUCAGAGUUACUGAUAGUAAAACACAAAGCAAGCCUGCGUAUGCUAAAUGCAGCGUGCAGAGCUCAGGUAGCAGCCAAUUCCAAUUCCUGUUCUGGACAUUUAGCUUCUUCUGCAGGUUGUCACCGCAACAUAAACUUAGCCAUACUGAGGAUUAUGCAUUAUGUUAUGGCAGAGCAGCUAUGCACCGUUAAAACAGCUCCUUUGGUUUAGAUGAAUAAGUUUGUUUUUAGAGUGGAGUUUGAGUGAAAUUAUAGAGAUUAGUCCAAAGGAUUAUGUGUUAACUCCAGAUUAAAUCCAGAUCAAGUGCCAUGUUCUUCAUCAUAUCAGCUGAGUGAGAUCCAGUGAAACAGCGUUUUUUUUCUUUAAAAGAUAAAUGUAACUUAUCUAGAGUUACAUCUAGAGAUACAUGAAGUUAUGAGUAUCUGUUUGCAGUGUGAGCAGUAUGUUAAAUCAGCCGUACGUCAUCGAUUGUCAGCUGUUUGUUUUGCAGAUUCAUCUUAUUAAAACAGUGUUAAAUGUUGCCAGUAUAAAAAACGCUGUUCAUGGAACAAAUCAUUUCUCAGUUGUUUCAUUCUUAAUAAUAAAAGAUUAAGCCAACAAA